Schizosaccharomyces octosporus yFS286 is the source of this 2006-nucleotide messenger RNA. Its product is annotated as ubiquitin conjugating enzyme Ubc8. Gene Ontology annotation, molecular function: ubiquitin conjugating enzyme activity. The coding region runs from base 903 to 1460 and encodes 185 amino acids. Gene Ontology annotation, biological process: ubiquitin-dependent protein catabolic process; protein polyubiquitination. Gene Ontology annotation, cellular component: nucleus. The record is from RefSeq and is a predicted model, not a curated record. NCBI's taxonomy places the organism in Eukaryota, Fungi, Ascomycota, Schizosaccharomycetes, Schizosaccharomycetales, Schizosaccharomycetaceae. The transcript has a single exon.
UAUAAGUAUCCAAGGUAACAUAUCCUCUUUAAUAUGAUGGUUGUCAAUUCUGGAGCAACAGUGCGUAGAACUGUUAAAAUAUGGGCUUCCCUAACUGUUAUUUUCUUUCUACUUUUGAAUAAAGAGAUGCUAGAUGUGUCAUGGAAUAACUAACUUAGUCGUUGGAUCCGAAUGGGUAUUGCCAUGGUUGCUAGUAAGAUGGAUACCUUGUUAUGUGAAGUACUCAAACCGAAAGCACAGUUAUAGUCAUCAUAAACGUAUUUAAGCAUCUCUUUUUACUUUAAAUUUUCUUCAAAUACCUUUCAUAAGGCUAAGUAAUUUGCUUCUCCAGUCGUCACAAUAUAGGACAUUCCUUCUUAUGAGUAUUUGCAUGGAAAAUCAUUGGAUUGAAUAUUUCCUUUCAUCUCCAAUUACUUGUAACAUUAUUUUGCUAGAAAUUUACGGACAACAUUGAAAACGCAACUUACUUCUUACUGGAACGGUAGGCUUAAUCUGGAAGGAUAUAAACAGUUUUACGCUAAAGAAGCCUUAUUUUGAAAAUGAAACUUGUAUCUAAAGUAAUUUAUUUAUAAAAAUAUUCUCUCAUUUCAUUGAAUAAAAAACUAAGCGCAAUGCUUAGUUUGUUAAUACCUGGCUACGGCACACGCCACGACACCUAAGCUACACACUCCAAAUUCUGUUGAACCUCUCUUGGAAAGAAAAAGCUCCUUUUUUCGGCAUAUUUUCUGUUUUUUUACGAAUUGCAGUUUUUUGAGAGUUUUUUUUUUUUUUAAAAAAAACGCAUUCGUUCGUUGACUCCUAUCUACUUACAUUUAAAUCUAUCUUUUGAACAUACACGCUUAGGUGUUUUUUCUUUUUCUUCUAACUUAUUCAAUUCCUCCGUUUUUUUAACAUUGGCAAAGAUGUCAAGCCCUAGAAGAAGAAUUGAGACUGAUGUUAUGAAAUUGCUAAUGAGUGACUAUGAGGUUACUCUUGUAAACGAUAAUAUGCAAGAAUUUUAUGUUCGUUUUCAUGGUCCUAACGAAACUCCAUAUGCUGAGGGAGUUUGGAAGAUCCAUGUAGAGUUACCAAGCGAGUAUCCUUGGAGAUCUCCCAGUAUUGGGUUUGUGAAUCGAAUAUUCCAUCCAAACAUUGACGAGCUUAGUGGGAGUGUUUGCUUAGAUGUAAUUAAUCAAACUUGGUCCCCUAUGUUUGAUAUGAUUAACAUUUUCGAAGUGUUCUUGCCUCAACUACUACGCUAUCCCAAUGCUUCUGAUCCUUUGAAUGGAGAAGCUGCCGCAUUACUACUUCGCGAACCACAAACUUAUACUGCCAAAGUGAAAGAUUACAUUCAAAGAUAUGCUAGCAAAGACCAUGCAGAUGCUUCUUUGGAUGACUCGUCAGACAAUGAUAGCAUGUCUUCCAUUGAAACAGAGUCUGAAAAUGAAGAGGUAACGGGUCAAAUGGACGAUGACAUAUAGAGCGUUAUUGAUCCUUCUGAUGACACUACGAGAAUGAGAAUAUCUAACGAAAAGAAUUGCUCCGAUAAAACAAACCAAAUAACUAAUAGCUAUUUUGAUAUUGUUGAACUCGAAUCUACUAUCACACGAAAACUCCCCUAUAAUAUAAUGAAAUUUAUAGUGAUCUUGUAAAACAAAAAAAGAAAGAAAAAAAAAAAAAAAUUGGAUUGAUAUGAGACAUAACGAUUGAUACUCUUAAUCUAAACACCUAGUUGUAGCAAGAGCGCACUAAUUGGACUACUAUCAAGUGAUGGAUCGUUUUCUUUUCCCCUGAUAUGUUGAAUACACUGACCAAGCAGAACGACUAAUGAACAAUUUUCGUCAGAAACUUCUUCAUAAUGAACAUUAGAAACCUCAUUAUAAAUGGAAGUCAAUAUAGUUAAGAAUUGUUUGUCCCUAAUAAAUAUCAUUUUUGAAAUAUAAUUAAAAGCAUCGAGAUGAAGACUUGCGUAGACUUGCAUUUCAAAAUUUCCACUUUCCCCUAGUUCAAUAAGUUUUUCGCGAAGG